AUGCUGCCCACCUCAGAUUCCCUAAAAAGGGAGCGGAAAAAGGCAUCUGUUCCUCCUCCAUACUGGGAUGAAGUCAGGCGUGCUGUUUUGAUUGAUAGAAAGGGUAAGAUUAAUCUAAAGGUUAUGAUUGCGCACUUUCUUUGUCAGGGACGCCUUGGAAAACAUGAUGCUUUGAGCAUAAUUCAAAAUGCAUCUGGGAUUUUGCGCGCGGAGCCAAAUGUGCUAACUAUUGAUGAUGACUUAAUCACGGUGGUGGGCGAUAUUCGCGGGCAGUUCUAUGACCUAGCGAAAAUCCUUCGAAUAGGUGGCAUGUUUGAUGACUCGAAAAAGUAUCUCUUCCUUGGCAACUACACUGAUCGUAGUUUUUUUAGUUGUGAGUGUAUAUUGGUUUUACUUGCAGCAAAGCUUAAUUUCCCUAAGUCUGUCUUUUUGCUUCGUGGAAAUCAUGAAUCUCGUUUGAUGACAGAUUUUUUUGGUUUUCAAGAGGAGUGCAUAAGGAAAUAUAAUGAAGAGGUUUACCAGUCAAUCAUGGAGGCGUUUGACUGUUUGCCGUUAGCAGCCUUAGUGAACAAACGUUUUUUUUGUGUUCAUGGUGGUCUUUCACCGGAUGUGAUGCGAGUAAGUCACAUUGAACGUAUUCACCGCUUUAGAGAACCUCCUUCAAGAGGUGCUAUGUGCGACUUGUUGUGGUCAGAUCCCCUUUGGGAUGUUGAAAACCCAUCAUCGGUUAAAGGAGGAUCAAAGGACGAUUAUUACACCCCUAGCACUGGUCCAUCUUAUGGGUCUAAACCUUGUUUCCUUGUUAAUGAACAAAGAGGAUGUAGUUAUUUGUUUAAUUUUUCUAGUUUAAAACAUUUUCUUAUGACAGGCCGACUUCUUUGUGUCAUUCGAAGUCAUGAAUUGCAAGAUGAGGGCUACAAGCUUUAUCGAUUGAAUAGUUCUUCCAACUUUCCGUGCAUGAUGUCAGUAUUCUCAGCUCCUAAUUAUUGCGAUGCGCUUGAUAACAAAGGGGCUGUGCUUCGUAUUGAAGAGGAAAAUGUGGAGGUAACACAGUUUUUUUCUUCACCUCAUCCGUAUGUUCUUCCAAACCAUAUUAACGGAUUUGAUUGGUCCUUUCCUUUUCUGACAGAAUGUAUCCACGAUGUAUUUGUUUCACUCCUAAAUAAGGGUUAUAAAAAGCUCUAA
Trypanosoma rangeli is the source of this 1185-nucleotide messenger RNA. RefSeq names its product calcineurin A2 subunit. Gene Ontology annotation, biological process: calcineurin-mediated signaling. Bases 1 to 1185 code for a protein of 394 amino acids. Gene Ontology annotation, molecular function: calmodulin binding; calmodulin-dependent protein phosphatase activity. Gene Ontology annotation, cellular component: cytoplasm; calcineurin complex. The record is from RefSeq and is a predicted model, not a curated record. Lineage: Eukaryota; Euglenozoa; Kinetoplastea; Trypanosomatida; Trypanosomatidae. The transcript has a single exon.